This is a messenger RNA of Tauraco erythrolophus (red-crested turaco), 1437 nucleotides long. NCBI's taxonomy places the organism in Eukaryota, Metazoa, Chordata, Aves, Musophagiformes, Musophagidae. The record is from RefSeq and is a predicted model, not a curated record.
CUGACAGCAAGAGAGCGAAUUCUUCUGCUGUUGGACCCCGACAGUUUUGAUGAAUAUGACAUGUUUGUGGAACACAGAUGUUCUGACUUUGGGAUGGACUCUAAUAAGAAUAAGUAUCCUGGAGACAGUGUAGUGACUGGCCGUGGACGGAUUAAUGGGAGACUGGCUUAUGUUUUCAGUCAGGAUUUUACUGUGUUUGGAGGUAGUUUAUCUGGAGCUCAUGCCCAGAAGAUCUGCAAGGUCAUGGAUCAAGCCGCCAUGGUUGGAGCCCCCGUGAUUGGGCUGAAUGACUCUGGAGGAGCCCGUAUCCAGGAGGGAGUGGAGUCCUUGGCGGGAUAUGCAGAUAUAUUUUUGAGAAAUGUUCUGUGUUCUGGGGUAAUCCCACAGAUCUCCCUCAUUAUGGGUCCUUGUGCUGGUGGAGCUGUGUAUUCACCCGCUUUAACUGAUUUCACGUUCAUGGUGAAGGAUACAUCCUAUCUAUUCAUCACUGGCCCGGAUGUAGUUAAGUCUGUUACCAAUGAGGACGUCACCCAAGAGCAGCUGGGGGGUGCGAAGACGCACACCGCUGUGUCCGGAGUUGCGCACAGAGCCUUUGAGAAUGAUGUAGAUGCUUUACUUAAUCUCCGAGAGUUCUUUAAUUAUUUACCUCUUAGCAACCGUGACCCAGCGCCCGUCUGCGAAUGCCAUGAUCCCAGUGACCGUUUGGUUCCUGAGCUGGACACAAUUGUACCACUGGAAUCUACUAAAGCCUACGAUAUGCUGGAUAUCAUACACUCCGUUGUUGAUGAAAGGGAAUUCUUCGAGAUCAUGCCAUCCUACGCCAGAAACAUUGUUGUUGGAUUUGCCAGGAUGAACGGACGGACCGUUGGGAUAGUGGGCAACCAACCCAAAGUAGCAUCAGGGUGCUUGGACAUAAAUUCUUCUGUGAAAGGAGCCCGCUUUGUUCGCUUCUGUGAUGCUUUCAACAUACCUCUGAUAACUUUUGUGGAUGUUCCUGGAUUUUUGCCAGGUACAGCUCAGGAGUAUGGUGGGAUCAUACGUCACGGUGCAAAACUACUGUUUGCCUUUGCAGAAGCAACUGUGCCUAAAAUUACUGUCAUCACCAGAAAGGCCUAUGGGGGUGCCUACGAUGUGAUGAGCUCAAAGCAUUUACGAGGAGACGCAAAUUACGCCUGGCCGAGCGCGGAGGUGGCGGUGAUGGGUGCCAAGGGUGCCGUCCGGAUCAUUUUCAGAGGAAAAGAGGCAGAUGCGGAGGCUGAGUACGUGGAUAAGUUUGCAAACCCCUUUCCCGCAGCCGUGAGAGGGUUUGUUGACGAUAUCAUCCAACCUUCGAGCACCCGCAUGCGCAUCUGCCACGACCUAGAUGUGCUGGCCAGUAAAACACAGUCCAGCCCCUGGAAGAAACAUGCUAAUAUCCCACUGUGACUAUGAGGAGGG